AUGCGACUUAGACUAAGCCUUCAACUCAAUUACACCAAUCCUACAUCUAUAGCCAUCCCAUCCCUAUCCAAGUCAAAGCACGAACGAGACAGUUUAGAUUCAUUGGGUGAUACUGAAAGACGGUCAUCUAAUAAGAGAGUAGCAAAGUACCAAUCUAAAGAUUGCCUAAGAGUUCAGCAACAGUGUUGUUCCAUGAGGGAAGAAGCCACCAGUAAAAGAGUCAGAGGCGCUGCUAAUAGUCUAAAGAUACAUAUUGUAAUAAGAACCUUUACGGAAAAAAGGCGUAAAGCGAAGACGAUACCAAGGAGCCCCUAUAUACUCAAGACAUACAUCAUUCCACCACAAAAUAGAGAAUUGAGUAAAGCGCAACUUAAAAGGAUAAACAAGGUUCAGAUUCAGAAAAUAUCAGAUAGCACCACCCUAGACAUAUUAACAAAACCCGCAAGACUGCAUAAACGCAUAGCAAACUAUCUAAUGGAUCCAUUACAGAGUAAGCCAAAAUACCUACACAAAUUAAUAGAACUAGGACAUGUCCUCGUGGAGAUUCGAGAAGACUGGAUCCUCGCCAUUUUUGGCCUUCUUGAGGGCAUUCAAGUAUCUCGUCUUCAACCUAUUGACCUUUCUCCUCAGCUGCUCCCUCGAGAACACGACCUUCAGCUUCCCCUCGAUGGAAUCGUGAACGGCCGUCAGGUCGGCGCUCGGGUCCCGGCCCAUGGCGUCCCUGAACGCGAUCAUUCCUUUCAGCAGGGUCACCUC
Striga asiatica is the source of this 756-nucleotide messenger RNA. NCBI's taxonomy places the organism in Eukaryota, Viridiplantae, Streptophyta, Magnoliopsida, Lamiales, Orobanchaceae. The record is from the annotation of a GenBank genome assembly.